Camarhynchus parvulus is the source of this 1113-nucleotide messenger RNA. It is a transcript of the gene OTC, whose product is annotated as ornithine carbamoyltransferase. Gene Ontology annotation, cellular component: mitochondrion. Gene Ontology annotation, biological process: L-citrulline biosynthetic process. Gene Ontology annotation, molecular function: ornithine carbamoyltransferase activity; amino acid binding. The record is from RefSeq and is a predicted model, not a curated record. Lineage: Eukaryota; Metazoa; Chordata; Aves; Passeriformes; Thraupidae.
AUGUGCUGUGGGAUGACCCUGCUGGAGCAGGGAGCUGGGACCAGACAACCCGCGGCGGUCCCUUCCAGCCUGGCCCAUUCUGUGCUUCAGCGCUGCCACCACUUUGGCUCAGCCAGACCCAGUCCAAGGUAUGGGACACCAGCUCAGAUGAAUGUUGAUCUGAAAGGUCGGGACCUCCUUACUCUACAGAACUACACAGUUGAUGAACUGAAGUAUUUGCUGUGGAUGGCAUCAGAUUUGAAACAAAGGAUAAAGCAUGAAGGAGAGUAUUUGCCUUUGAUGCAAGGCAAAUCUUUGGCCAUGAUUUUUGAGAAGAGGAGCACAAGAACAAGAUUAUCUGCAGAAACAGGAUUUGCUCUCCUUGGAGGACAUCCUUCCUUCCUUACAACGCAAGAUAUACAUCUGGGCACUAAUGAGAGUCUCACAGAUACAGCAAGGGUGCUGUCCAGCAUGACAAAUGCAAUCUUGGCUCGAGUUUAUAACCAUAAUGAUCUGGACCUAAUGGCAAAAGAAGCCACAAUCCCAAUAAUCAAUGGAUUGUCUGAUUUAUACCAUCCUCUUCAGAUUUUAGCUGAUUACCUAACUCUUCAGGAGCACUAUGGAGGGCUGCAGGGGCUCACCAUGGCCUGGAUCGGGGACGGCAACAACGUCCUGCACUCCUUCAUGAUGAGUGCAGCAAAGCUGGGAAUGCACCUGAGGAUUGCCACUCCCAGGGGCUUUGAACCAGACCUCAGGAUAACUAAAAUAACUGAACAGAACUCCAAAGAGUAUGGUACCAAGUUGCUUCUGACAAGAGACCCUUUGGAAGCUGCAGACAGUGCCAAUGUCUUAGUCACAGACACUUGGAUAAGCAUGGGACAAGAGGAGGAAAAAGAAAGACUAAAGGCCUUUCAAGGUUAUCAGAUUACAAUGCAGACUGCAAAAUCUGCUGCUUCCAACUGGACUUUUUUACACUGUUUACCCAGAAAGCCUGAAGAAGUUGAUGAUGAAGUAUUUUAUUCUCCACAGUCAUUGGUUUUCCAGGAGGCUGAAAACAGAAAAUGGACAAUUAUGGCUGUCAUGGUUUCCCUGCUGACAGAUUACUCACCACAGCUACAAAAACCCACAUUUUGA